AUGCCAAUCAAACAUCUCGACCAAUACCUGUCGGAGCACAAGCAAUAUCAUGAGCUAUCCCUCAAUGUCCUCUCGGACAGCCGCCUUGGCAUAGACGCCUCUCAUUACCUUCGUCUUCUGCUUGAAUCGCCGGAGACUCGCGAACCUUUGCUAGCCGCUACUGGUGGUCUUCCCCUCUCACUCACAGCUAAAAUUGAAUCAGACCUCAGAACGCUCGAAAAGCUGCGCAUCAAACCUGUGUUCGUCUUUCCUGGAUUGCUUCCAAACAAGAAGCAGAAGCCCAAUCCUCACGGGCAUGCUGAUUCAUGCAAAGAUCGUAAGGAUGCUUGGGAUUGUUAUGAACAUGGUCAAACCGACCAAGCCACCAAACUCUUCGAGACUCGAAGCAAUAUCGUUCAAUGGGACCUCUGGCGUUCCGUUCUUCGCAUUUUCAAACAACGCAACGUGGACUUCAUUGUUGCCCCAUAUGUUGCCUGGGCCCAGCUCAUCUACUUACAACGGCAUCAGAAAAGCUACAUUAACGCUGUGUUCGCUGCUAGCGAUGCGCUGCUGUACCCGGCACUCGACAAAUUGAUCACUUCCCUCGACCUCAACUCCCCAAACCCUUCAUUCACAUAUGUCAACAAGCGGAGCUUGCUUAACGAAACUGCCCUCAGUGAGGAGCAGUUUUUGGACGUCGGCAUCCUUUCCGGCUUCGACCAUUCUCAAACUUUCCCCCCAAUCAUCCAUGAGCAAUCGCUCAGACCCGUUAUUGAAAUGGUCAAAUACUACAGAUCAGGGUACAGUGCCGUCAGUGCACAAAGCGAGCACCCUGGCGUCCGACAGACCCAAUAUGUCGACCAAUUCGCACGGACCCGCUCUAUGGUUAAGUUUUCUCUCAUCAUGUCAAAUGAUGGCGUCGUGCAACCCCUCCCAUUGGCAAUGUCUCCACAGCCACAAGGUCAUCCAGGCCAUCACAAUACAACCGCAGCGGACAUUCCUCAAAACCUCGAAGACAUUUUCACACAUCGCUUACCAGAUGAGGUGUAUUUCUACCUUUCCCGAGGCCUCGUGAGCCCACAGCCCCUCAUUUGGCUCACGUCAGGACAAGUUGUAGAGAACCCACCCCUUGAUAACGGCGAGACCACUGAAUUUAAGCGGUUCGUGAGGGAGGUCAUCACCGAAGGCGCUACGGGUCCCAGAGCAACCGCGCUGGCCCUCAUCAGUAGUGUGUUACAUCAGUUUUGGUCAACGAAACGCGUACAAGCGUACUUCUGGUUUGAGACUCAACAGUAUGGUAACGGGAAAGGCAUAGUACAUAAUGGACAAGCUACGCAGCAGCUCGUGGAGCGCGUCUCGGGAUGGAAUGUUCUGAAUGCAAUCAUUGAGGAAGAGCUGCGACGACAAAACGGGGACUCCGCUCAGUCUUCAACGAUAGACUUUGCUCUUUGCCUUGGGGCGACGGCCACUGAGAAACUGGCUCACCGCACCCGGACGAAGCCACAUGCAAAUAUAGUGUUAGAAAAAAAGGAUGAGGUUGUCGCUAAUGUUAUUUGGCGUUUCCUGGAGUUGCGAGGAUUUUUGAUUCACUCACAUACGCACUCGUCCUUAGCUCGCGCGAUGCAUGCAGCCUUACAACAAUGCAAGGUCAAUGACAAAUUCCAAGAUUCUCUAUACCUCUUCCUUGAACUAGUUCGUGCCGGCGUACUGCACAACAACUUGUGGUCUGGGCGAGCAUAUUCUGGAGGCCCAAGCUUCGGGACGGAUGAAGAGAAACGCUGCAUGCUACUCAUCAUGCGUGUGCUUAGCAUUGUUCCGCUGGCAUUCAAGCCACAACCCUGGAGUGGGCCAUUAUCGCGGGAGCUUCUGGUCUUCAAUUCCUUCCUUCGUUCUCUAUCACGAGCUUUGCGUUCCCUUGUCGAGCUUACAGCGAUGAACAUGCUCCUCCAACGACAUGCCAGACGAUCACGCGAUGAUCUUCUCGACAUUUCUUUGUCUUUACCCUUCCAAGCCGAUGUCAACACCGGAUUCGGUAUCUUAGCCAAAGUCUACCUCGAUGCGCUCGUAGCGAUUUAUGGUGGCAAGAUCGACGGUUCGGAUCCUGAAGGAGUGGCGGAUGCAAAGGAAGCUGCCCUGGAAAUUUGCGAUGAGACGUUCGAAGGAAUCAAGAAUCCGCGGGCUGAAGUUGAGAGAGGUUUCCGAUUCUGGGACGCUGCCCUCAUCGCUAUUCGUAGCCUGGCUUCGGAACCUGGGUGGGUACACGGAGAUCUAGCAGAACAGUUCGAAGCUGCGGAGGCAUGGCUAAGACCGAUGCGUCCUUAG
Messenger RNA from Cantharellus anzutake, 2301 nucleotides. Its product is annotated as XPG I-region protein. Lineage: Eukaryota; Fungi; Basidiomycota; Agaricomycetes; Cantharellales; Hydnaceae. The transcript is spliced from 8 exons. The record is from RefSeq and is a predicted model, not a curated record. Gene Ontology annotation, biological process: DNA double-strand break processing; DNA recombination; mismatch repair. The coding region runs from base 1 to 2301 and encodes 766 amino acids. Gene Ontology annotation, cellular component: nucleus. Gene Ontology annotation, molecular function: 5'-3' DNA exonuclease activity; 5'-flap endonuclease activity.